GCAACUCUGAGUUGUUCCUGACACGGAAAAAGGGCUUCGACGCAAAAGAGUUCGAUUGUGUCAUUGUGCCAUUGUGCCAUCGAGCCAUCAAAACCACCAUAGUCACUAUACUCAUCCGAACGAUCAUCAAACAUCCCUGACAGCCAAGACCCAAGUGUAACCCUCGUGCAGCACACUACUCGUCAUGGCAACAUUGGCGCGGUCAUUCUCCUCCGAUAGUGCGGAUAUCGCCAUCCUAGUGCCCAAUAAAACCCAUCCUCUAGCGAUCACCUAUCAGCAGUUGCACAAUCAGAUCGCAGCGUUCCAGGCCAAGUUAGCCAAGCUUGGGGUCGGCCAUGGCGCCGCCGUGUCCCUGGCGCUGACCAACUCGUACGAGUUCAUCGUGGCAUUCCUGGCCGCCUCGUGGCAGCGGGCGAUCGCCGCUCCCCUCAACCCGGCCUAUAAGCAGGAGGAGUUCGAAUUCUACAUCGACGAUCUCAGCUCCACCCUCGUCUUGAUCCCCCAGGGAUCCUACGCGAAGGCAGGUCCCGCCGUUCGCGCGGGGAGGAAGUACAAUGCCGCGAUCGCCGAGUGCUACUGGAACGGCACAGAGAUCGUGCUCGAUGUGAAGGAGCAAGGCAAGCUUUCGGGCAAUGGAGGCGUCAAUGUCCAACAAGCUCAACCCGAUGAUGUCGCUCUCGUCUUGCACACGAGCGGAACCACUGGCAGGCCCAAGGCUGUCCCGCUCACGCACAAGAACUUGACCACCACAAUGCGCAACAUCAAAGCGACAUACAACCUCACUCCAGCAGACCGCACGUACCUGGUGAUGCCCCUCUUCCACGUCCACGGCCUCCUAGCCGCAUUCCUGGCGCCACUGUACUCCGGAGGCUCGGUGAUCGUUCCCGCGCGAUUCUCAGCCUCGGAGUUCUGGUCCGAUUUCAUCACCUACAAGGCGAACUGGUACACGGCGGUGCCCACGAUCCACCAGAUCCUCCUCAAGAGCCCCCUGCCCAACCCCGUGCCAGCGAUCCGUUUUAUCCGGUCGUGCUCCAGCCCUCUCUCUCCGAAGACCUUCCAGGACCUGGAGAAGGCUUUGAACGCCCCAGUCCUCGAAGCCUACGCCAUGACGGAGGCCGCGCACCAGAUGACCAGCAACCCGCUCCCGCCCGCGAAGCGCCAGCCCGGGAGCGUGGGUCUCGGCCAGGGGGUGGAGGUGCGGAUCCUCGACGCGGAAGGCCGGGAAGUGGCCCAGGGCCAGGAGGCGGAGAUCUGCGUGCGGGGCGAGAACGUCACCACAGGGUACCUGAACAACCCGGCAGCCAACAAGUCCUCUUUUACUCAGGACGGGUUCUUCCGCACCGGCGACCAGGGCAAGAAGGAUGCGGACGGGUACGUGAUCAUCACGGGCCGCAUCAAGGAGCUGAUCAACAAGGGCGGCGAGAAGAUCAGCCCCAUCGAGCUGGACAAUACCCUCCUCCACCACCCCGCGGUGGCGGAGGCGGUGUGCUUCGCCAUCCCCGAUGAGGGCCACUACGGCGAGGAGAUCGGGGCCGCGGUGGUCGUGAAGACCGGCGCGAGUGCCACGGAGGCCGAACUCAAGGCCUGGGUUGAGUCGAAGUUGGCCAAGUUUAAGACGCCCAAGAAGGUUUGGCUGGUCCCGCAGAUUCCCAAGACGGCUACGGGUAAGAUUCAGCGGCGCAAGGUGGCAGAGGCGAUGCUCAAGGUCAAGGCCAAGCUGUAGUCUCGUAAGCCUGGGGGAAUGUUUAGAAUAUAGUUCUGCUCACGCAACAUUUGAAAAGAGUCAGGCGGAUGUUUGCACUAUAGAUAGAUAUCUUUCUGUUGUCAUCAACGCUGUCCUAAAGCCACUAUGGUUAGUUAUUCUAUAACCUGUACGCAUCUCAAAUCUCAUCACGCUUC
Aspergillus uvarum CBS 121591 is the source of this 1899-nucleotide messenger RNA. RefSeq names its product acyl--CoA ligase. The transcript has 4 exons. Lineage: Eukaryota; Fungi; Ascomycota; Eurotiomycetes; Eurotiales; Aspergillaceae. The record is from RefSeq and is a predicted model, not a curated record. Gene Ontology annotation, molecular function: medium-chain fatty acid-CoA ligase activity. Bases 185 to 1723 code for a protein of 512 amino acids. Gene Ontology annotation, biological process: fatty acid metabolic process.